Molecule: messenger RNA, 2033 nt
Organism: Drosophila ananassae
Lineage: Eukaryota; Metazoa; Arthropoda; Insecta; Diptera; Drosophilidae
Product: sulfhydryl oxidase 1
Exons: 1
Coding region: 36-1688 (550 amino acids)
Biological process (GO): protein folding
Cellular component (GO): Golgi membrane
Molecular function (GO): flavin-dependent sulfhydryl oxidase activity; protein disulfide isomerase activity
Source: RefSeq, a predicted model, not a curated record
CCAGUUGAAAACAGUAUACCUUCAACUACUAGGAAAUGGAUUUUGGAAACAAGUUGCCUAUCUUAGCCACUGCUUUACUGAUCUGUAUUCAGUUUAAUUCCAGGGUAUCUGCCAUGGGCGGAUAUCUUUACCACAUUGAGGAUAAUAUUUACCCUGUGUUUGCUAGAAAUUUUGACGAUACUCCGGUCAUUUCGAGAAAGUCAAGUGUAGUGCUAUUCACGCACAGCUUCCGCCCCAACGACUUGGAGUUUGUACUGAAAUACACAAAUUUAGCCCGACGACUGAACAAAUGGAGUCGGAUUUUGGUAUUCGAAUUCAUUGAUUGUGCCCUGGAGGGCAACAUUGCUAAAUGCAGUGAAAUUAAUCACACCCCAGUCCUGCAGUUCUACCCUGUCCGAGACAGCAAAGCUGUCCGAGGUUCGCCCACUCGUCUCGAUUCCAAAGGAAAUGUAGAUAACCUAAUAUCGCAGGUGGUGAACUUGCUGGAGAAAACCCAUUCCGGAGGCAUCUUUCAGCCAUUUUUUGGACUGUUAAAGUUUGACGACCCAAUCUCUGGCUUAUUCCUGGGUAGGCCAAAAUGGAACCAUAUGGCUUUACUUCCCCAAACUAUUGGCAGCGAUAUUUGCAGAGAGAUAAUUCUCGGAUUGCUUCCGAUUCACGAAGUUGCAGUUCGCAUUGUACCAGAUAAAAGAUGGUUUAAAAAAAACAGAGUUGAAUUCGGUGAUGACUCGAUUGUGAUCGUAAGUAAAGGGUAUUUCAGCGGAUUAAAGCCCAAGGCUUUAUCAAGUCAGGGUUAUAUAGAUGCGAUUACCGAGUUUCUCAAUGGCAAAUUCUACUAUGCAAGGGAUUUUGAGCUAUCAGAAAAGAACUACGUUGAUAUCCCUGCUCUCCAGCAGAGUAUAAUCUUUUCAGAGCUACAAAAGCCAAAAACCCGGGUCUAUCGUGCUGACUUGGAGAAGGCAAUCGAGAAAAUAUUAACCCAAGACACUCUGAAGGAGAACUACCUUGAAGGGAAGAAACUUCUAGUACUGAAAAAUAUUGUUACUCUGUUGCAUCACUUCAAUCCGCUAAGCGCAACCGGCAAUGGGACUCUCAUAAUAAACAGAUUCUAUGAGUCGUUAGCGGACCCGAAACAGAACAAAACCCUUGGACCCAAGGUGGGGCGUGAGCAGUUUGAAAAAUUAAUAGGUAAUAACAGUUUCGAAGCUAAAAACUAUGUGCGCUGUGCCAGUUCAAUCCCAAACUUGAGAGGCUUUACAUGUGCCUUGUGGCUCUUGUUCCACUAUCUGACCGUGGAGGUGGCCAACAACCUAGGAAAAGUGAAACCAGACUCAGUUCUGUGGGCCUUCCAUGGAUACGCGAAUUAUUUUCUCGACAAGCCGGAGUAUUACCUCAAACUUAAGGAGUACGAGAAAAAAAACCCCAUAAGACCAACGCGAUCAACAAACCCGGACGUGGAUGUCGCCGAAAAUGACGCCAGACAUAGUAUAUUGUGGCUGUGGGAAGUGCACAAUCACUUCAAUAUAUUUGUGCCCCUCAAAGAGAAAGUAGAUCCCCUGUUCCCUAAAAUCAAAUUUCCCAGCGAAAAAGAUUGCCCACAAUGCCAGCAACCAUCUAGAGAUGGAGUUUUGAAUUAUCUAAAAAAGAUCUACAGAUUAAAAAACCUUAGCGAGUUCGGCAUGCCUUAGAAAAAACCCAUUUAAAUAAAAAUUGUCAAAGUGAAAAUUUAAAUAGACGACGAAAAAAUACAUCGGAGUAGACCCUAUAAUUUCGCAUGCUGAAAGAGGGGGAUUACAUUUAUAAAUUUUAAAGUCCUGCAACCUUUUCGAUUCGAAUCCGUCACCAAAGAGAGCCAUUUUCGGGGAAGUCGGGGAAGAUUAUUAAACUUAAAUACGUAUUAGCUUGGAUGGCUCAUAAUACAUACAAUCUUAAAAACGUUUCGUGUACACAAUUAAAAUUCUACAGAAUAAUAGGGUUUCCAGACCUUAAAUAAUAAAUAAUCGUAUCGAAAUGAAAAUGUAAUGGUAAAACAG